This is a messenger RNA of Mollisia scopiformis, 458 nucleotides long. RefSeq lists its product as uncharacterized. The coding region runs from base 52 to 309 and encodes 85 amino acids. The record is from RefSeq and is a predicted model, not a curated record. Lineage: Eukaryota; Fungi; Ascomycota; Leotiomycetes; Helotiales; Mollisiaceae. The transcript has a single exon.
CAAACUAGUUAAUCAUGGUCUCAAAAACAUCAUUCCAUUCCAUUCCACCAAAUGGCGUCGUCCGUCAAAUCUAACUGCUCCUUCCUCCUCUCCUUUCAUACAACAACCCACUCCACCCAUAUACCUACAAACAAAAUCCCUCAUUCUUUGCACAGUCCAUCCAAGCAAACGACCAACCGCCCGCCAAUAAUAUGCAGCAUCGUCCUUUCCACCCUUCCCAAGAACACUAUCGUACCAAGGAAAAGCAAAACAGCCGAGAAAGACAGAUGUCCCCAAAUAAAAAAGCAGAACCAGCAAAAGGGUAUGUAAGUCAAAGAUCUCCAACCAAAAAAGGGGGUCAUGCCACCACCGCUAAACAGCUUUCGUCAAAGUAUGAUACAGUGUAGAAUAGUUAGAUAUAUAAGGUAAGUAAAAAAUGUGCAGGCCAUCUCAUCAGUCGUUAUAUAAGUUUUUCUGUU